Giardia duodenalis is the source of this 564-nucleotide messenger RNA. RefSeq lists its product as uncharacterized. The record is from RefSeq and is a predicted model, not a curated record. The transcript has a single exon. NCBI's taxonomy places the organism in Eukaryota, Fornicata, Diplomonadida, Hexamitidae. The coding region runs from base 1 to 564 and encodes 187 amino acids.
AUGGGCAUCGAAAUAGAUGGAGACAAGUAUACCAUGAUCUCCUCUAAGCGCCACUCCUCCGUGGUUCUUUACUCUCCCUCUGGAAAGCCCUCUUAUCUAGCCUUCAAGAAGCUCGUCCCGCCCUACGAUAAGUUGACGUACGAUAACGAGACACGGAGACUCAUUUCUGAGACUACUAUCGCACCAGCUCUUUCUUAUUCUGUUUUCAAAGCCAUGGGAACACACUCUCUUAAGAACAUCCUCACGCUUUCUGUUGAUAAAAGGACAUCGUUUACCGAGGUACGUACCAACUUCUUGCAGGUUCCAAAGGAUUACGUGGCACUUACCCUCACGCUGGACCAUGCUCUGAUCUCCCCAAAUCUGCUGACUCUGACGAUGACCUUUAUGGCGGUUAUAGAGGGCUUUUCUAGUGCGAGUCAUAAUUCUGUACUGAGAGGCCUUUAUUAUGUGCCCCCGACUAUUGUGCCCCGACCGGAGAUCUGGACCCGGCAAGCAAAACUAUUCUAUCAGGAAAUCAUGCGUCUGAGGGAUGGCUAUGGGUAUUUUGUUAUCACCCCCGUCUAA